Molecule: messenger RNA, 4111 nt
Organism: Etheostoma spectabile (orangethroat darter)
Lineage: Eukaryota; Metazoa; Chordata; Actinopteri; Perciformes; Percidae
Gene: chrnb2
Product: cholinergic receptor, nicotinic, beta 2
Exons: 6
Coding region: 286-1926 (546 amino acids)
Biological process (GO): monoatomic ion transmembrane transport
Cellular component (GO): postsynaptic membrane
Molecular function (GO): acetylcholine-gated monoatomic cation-selective channel activity; transmembrane signaling receptor activity
Source: RefSeq, a predicted model, not a curated record
GCCCCCGCCUCUCCAGCGCGUCGCAUCGCUGAGCGGUGUUCAGCACGGAGAGGCAGCACUGCACGAUCCAGCGCACAGUUUACCUGGACCCGCUGAGGUAAUUAUAUUCUCCCCUUUUCGGGUGAAAAAAGUGCGGACCGACGAAGAAACCUGACCUCACCAUGCCAGGUAGAGAGUGAAAAGAGCUUUGGAUCGUUGGGGUCAGGGGAGUAAUACUGCGGGUGAGCUUGGGGUGGCCUCUCCAUCGCAACACCUUUCGGGCUCGGAGCGCGCUCGGACGCACGUAUGAUGAUGGACGGAUGGCCGCUGCUGCUGCUGCUGGCUCUCCUCGCCAUUGCGGGAGGCGGCCUCGGGGCAGACACAGAGGAGCGGUUGGUGGAGCAUCUCUUGAACCCUGCCCACUACAACAAGCUGAUCCGUCCUGCGACAAAUGGCUCCGAGCUGGUUACCGUGCAGCUGAUGGUGUCGUUGGCCCAGCUCAUCAGCGUGCAUGAAAGAGAACAGGUUAUGACCACCAAUGUCUGGCUAACACAGGAGUGGCAGGACUAUCGUCUGACUUGGGUCCCUGAGGAGUUUGAUGGGAUGUUGAAGGUCAGGCUACCCUCAAAACACAUCUGGCUGCCUGACGUGGUGCUCUACAACAAUGCUGAUGGGGUGUACGAGGUGUCAUUCUACUCUAACGCGGUGGUCUCCUACGACGGCAGUAUCUUUUGGUUGCCCCCAGCCAUCUACAAGUCAGCCUGUAAGAUCGAAGUCAAGCACUUCCCCUUUGACCAGCAGAACUGCACGCUGCGCUUCCGCUCCUGGACCUACGACCGCACCGAGAUUGAUCUGGUGCUCCGCGCUGACGUGGCCAGCAUGGACGACUUCACGCCCAGCGGUGAGUGGGACAUCAUCGCCCUGCCAGGCAGACGAAACGAGAACCCAGCUGACCCCACCUACGUGGACAUCACCUACGACUUUAUCAUUCGCAGGAAGCCUCUUUUUUACACCAUCAACCUCAUCAUCCCGUGUGUUCUCAUCACCUCGCUGGCAAUCCUGGUUUUCUACCUACCCUCUGACUGUGGAGAGAAGAUGACGCUCUGCAUCUCCGUGCUGCUGGCUCUCACUGUGUUCCUGCUGCUGAUCUCAAAGAUCGUCCCGCCCACUUCACUAGAUGUCCCUCUCGUAGGGAAGUACCUGAUGUUCACCAUGGUCCUGGUCACUUUCUCUAUCGUCACCAGUGUGUGUGUGCUGAAUGUACACCACCGCUCGCCCACCACACACACCAUGCCCCCAUGGGUUAAACUGGUGUUUCUCAACAAGCUUCCUGCCUUGCUCUUCAUGCGCCAGCCCAGGAACAGCUGCGAGCGCCAGCGGCUGCGCCAAAGAAGGAGGGCCCAGGAGCAGAAGGAGGGUGGGCGCAGUGGGGAGGCAGGGGCCUUGAUGGUGGGGCUCGGGCUGGGCAGCGCUGGCGGGAACGGAGGGGGAACCUCCACAGGGGUGUUCAGCAAGGAAGACAAUGACCCUUGUACCUGCUAUGUGAACCGGGCGUCUGUUAAACAGUUUGGAGGGGAUCUGGGAGGUGCAGGAGGGGGAUCCAUGGAUGGUCUAAACAGGGUGAGGGAGAGCCGGGAAGGGGGCUCUGGAAACCUGCCUCGGGGAAAGCAAGCAGCAGGAGGUCCUGCUCUGACUCAGGCCCUGCUGGCUCAAGCCUGUCCGGGCUUUGAGGAGGCUGUGGAAGGAGUACGCUUCAUCGCUAACCACAUGAAGAGUGAGGAUGAUGAUCAAAGUGUGAGCGAGGACUGGAAGUACGUUGCCAUGGUGAUCGACCGCCUCUUCCUGUGGAUCUUUGUGUUUGUGUGCGUGUCCGGCACAUUAGGCAUGUUCAUGCAGCCACUUUUCCAGAAUUACACAGUCAAGACCAUCACCAGCUCGCCAGGCUGACCAUUGCCAGGCCCAGAACACGCUGACCUGACAGCUCCCCCAACCAAUCAGCACAGCAGGACAAGAGCCAGAGGUGGGGGGGGGGGCAGGUCUGGGAUGUAUUGUGUCUACUGAACUGGAAACCAAAACUGGAACUGAACAGCAAUCACGCCCAUUACCUUUAUAGUAACAUUUUUUGCAACGAACAACUGUUUUUCUUGAAUGAAGAAACAGGUAAACACCAUCAUACUAUUACAGUAUCUGCAGAUUUUUGUCCAGAUGUUUAAUGGACUGACCUCCCCUUUCUGGUGGAAAGGUCCCUCCCUGCGCUCCUCUUCAGCCAGUCAGGGAGCGAGGAUGCUUUGAUUCCUUGUUGAACCUUACGCCAGCCUAUCAACACUUUGCUCCGCACUAUCGAUGCUGACUGCGUAAUUGACCCAUGACUUGCCCGCCUUCAACUAUGACAUUACUCAUCCUUAAUAUUGACUGAUGUCAGAGGGAGCUAAUCAGAAAGGGAAGGGAGGUUCAUAUCAAAGUUCUUAUACAUUUAUUUUAUUUACGCCAGUGAAAUGAUUUAGUAUAUUUUAUCAUAGCAUAGCGGCUUACCACCAUAUAGCAUUAGGAAUAUAUUACUAAGAUUUCUCUAUGUGUUAGCUCAUGCGAGGUUCUGUUCCUGAUAGAGAGGUUAUGGUAUGUUGUAUGAUUGUAUAGAUUAAACAAGAAUGUGAUAUAAACUGUACUACACAGCCUGUGAUGCACACACUAACACAAUAUGUGUACAAGCAACAGAUUGUGAAGGAAAAUACAUGGAGCGGGAAGAAAAAGCCAGGUUGCAUUAUUUUGAUAAAAGGGAUAAAGUAAUAGAUGCAUGAACAGGGUUUUGCUUUGAGAGUUGUGCACAUUAAAUCGAGGACAGCAGCAGCCCGGUGUGCCAGAGGGCCCAGCUGCAGUGACAGGAGUUCAGCUCCAGAGAAACUGAGGAAUCUGAGCCAAGAUGGUGGAUAGGACCUCCUAUAUGAUGGACAGUAGAACAUGAUUUCCCCAAGAUGGAGUAUCUAGAGCUCAGUUGAAAUGUAGCAAAGAUCAGUAUUAGAAAAAGUAACAUGUAAAUCAAAUUAUAUUGAUGAUGGGAAGGGAACUCUAUCAUGGAAACUAAGAUAUUAUGUGUAUUUAUAUGUAAUUUCAUAUUUCAGUAUGUAAUGUUCAAAGCAUACGUGUGUGUGUGUGUGUGUGUGUGUGUGUGUUUCUGCAAGUAUGGAAUGUGCGCCCCACACCCCAAUGCAUUGUCACGUGUCAGAUACAAUAUUAAGAAGAGCAUACAUGUGUGUCUCCUCCUCCCUUCUAUUAAUCUCUGGCAACCUCUCUCCAGUUCUCUCUCCUUUAUCUGGUCUUCCAUGAACAAACACAUUUCUGACAUACUGAAUCCAUUCUCAUAAUUUCUCAUUUAUCGCAGCAGUUUUCUUUUUUAUCAUGGACUGGCUGAUUUGUCCACAAUCUUCCCAGGUUCCCUGACAGCUAAGUGAGAAGCAAAAGGCACGCAGGAAGUGGUGGGUGAAUUUUCAGUCAACAAGAGAGAAACAACAAGAGGGCCAACACAGUAGCAGUCGCACCAGGCAAUAAGUCACAGAUGCAAAAACAGAAUAGAAAAGAUAGGUAAUAGUGCAAAUGUUAUUGACUUUAUAAUGAUGUUGGAGACUGAAUAAAAAAUUGAUAAUCUGACCACAGCAAGCACAAUCCAGAUAGUGAGGAGGAAUAAAGCAGAAUAGGCUGAGACAAAAGGCUGUUAGUGUCGUUUCUCCAUCGGAAAGCCAAUUUAAACUCUGAAAAACUGUUUAAUCCUCAGUCACUGUUGUUCGCUGUGGUUUUGCCCAGCUUUUCUUUGGCCAAGUCUCAGCUCAGCUCAGUUCUGGAUUGGGAGCUGUCUCUCGAGGAUGGGAUUACCCCGGGAUCCCAACAGAUCUCGGACAAGUGUGAAAAGCCUAUCAGAGACCUGUGAAAACUGUAGUCUGCAGGGCUCCACACAGACAAAGUGCUGCUGUCCACUCUUUUUCUCUAUCUUUGACCUUUCCCUUAUCCUUCCUUUUUUCUCACUUCCUCUCUAAUCAGGCUCCUCCCAUCUUUCACCAUUCUCCUUCCCGACUCUCAAAUCUGCUCCUGUGCACACCUUAACCAGUCCAAUAAAGGUUGUAGGUUCAGAUUAAUCAAA